Molecule: messenger RNA, 717 nt
Organism: Beta vulgaris subsp. vulgaris (sugar beet)
Lineage: Eukaryota; Viridiplantae; Streptophyta; Magnoliopsida; Caryophyllales; Amaranthaceae
Exons: 2
Coding region: 1-717 (238 amino acids)
Source: RefSeq, a predicted model, not a curated record
AUGGGAAGCAGACUAGGUGUGCUGGUGCUGCUGCAUGAUAUCAAGCAUACGGGGGCUAGUCUUAGUUUUGAAGUUAAGCAUUUUGGAUUAAGUAUUACUGGAUUUUAUAAAACGUUCUUAAAUGCUGACCUCAAAUACUGCGAGAACGAGUGGAGGAUUCGUGAAACAAGAGGUCAAAACGCUUCUACUUCAUCUGUGGGAGAAAGUUCGGGAACUAGGACCGUAGAUGGGAGUUCUGAGAACCCAAGGGUCAUACCUGAACCACCAUCGUCACCUGUUGCAAAGAGGCCAAGAUACCAACCGUUUGAGGACGAGUUAAUAGCUGAUGACUUUCAAAAUCUUAGGACCGUCACCUACGUCUCGGAUGAUGAGAGAAACAAUAGGACCUUUAUUGUAGUGUUGGACGGGGUUCAGGUUGCACCAGGGUUAGAUGGGGAAGAUGAUGAUGACGAGCCACCCCCACUAGAAAAUAUACCUGUUGAGGAAGAAGAACCUGCUGAGAAUGAUGACCCUGUUGAGGAAGAAAAUCAUGUUCUGGAAGAGGAUCCCAUUGAGGAAGAGGGUCCUAUCGAGGAAGAAGACACCGAGGAAGACCAAGAACCCCUACUGGAUGAUAUACUCAUUGAGGACGACGAGCCUGAUGCAGAAGAGAUUGACAUUGAUGAGGGGAUAGAGGAUUCUGAAUCAGAGGAUGAAGCUCACCGCCUUAGUCCAUAG